Cannabis sativa is the source of this 1243-nucleotide messenger RNA. Its product is annotated as classical arabinogalactan protein 3. The coding region runs from base 426 to 965 and encodes 179 amino acids. The record is from RefSeq and is a predicted model, not a curated record. NCBI's taxonomy places the organism in Eukaryota, Viridiplantae, Streptophyta, Magnoliopsida, Rosales, Cannabaceae. The transcript has a single exon.
AAUUUUUUACUCUAUUUCAUUACUAUUUUUGUAUGUAAAAAUAAGGGAAACGUUACAUUAUAAAAUUAAAAUUAACGUAAGUACUAAGUAACAAAUUAAAAAAUUUCCUAUAUAAAAUAACUGUCAAUUUUCAAUUAAAUAUUAAUUAUCAAUUUCCCAUUUUGCUUCCGAUACAAAUACCACUUCUGGAAUCUUCCUUUUCCACCCUUUUUUUUGUGUAGCGUGACAAUCACGCGCCUUACUUUCCUUUGCCGUCAAUCUAGGCCGUUCAUUUCACUAAUCCCAAGAUCCUCUCCUUUUUCAACUCUAUUCUCAGAUUCAGAUCUUUCAUCCAAAAAAAAAAAAAACAACAUUUCUCACAAUUCAAACAAACUUCUUCUUCUUCUUCUUCAGAUCUAACCCUACAUUCUCGAGUUUCAACUCCAAUGGCGAACCUCAACAGAUUCCGCAGCUUCAACUCCAUCAUACUUCAUCUUCUUCUACUCACAUUCUUCAUCGGAUUCACUCUCUCCACCGCCUCAGAUAUCUCACCAACUCCUCCUCCGGAAAGCGGCGCUGAUUCGCCUACAUCGCCUUCUUCUUCUCCUCCUUCUCCUGUUCCUGCUCCAUCGGCCGAUUCUCCUAACUUUUCAUCACCACCGGCUCCUUCACCGGACACCGCAGAUUCUCCCUCUCAGUCUCCUGUUCCUGCUCCAUCUUCGCCGGUUUCGGAUCAAACUCCUUCUCCUUCUCCGUCUCCGGCAGCGGAUGUCAGCGACAUUAACCAUAAGGACAUGAACGAAGAAUCAGGCGAAUCGAACGAUUCAUCAGGAGAUGGAAUGAGCGGUGGAAAGAAAGUCGGUGUUGCGUUUGGAGUAAUCGCAGCCGUUUGUUUGGUUGGAUUGGGAGGAUUCGUUUACAAAAGACGUCAGGAUAACAUUCGCCGAUCUCAAUACGGUUACGCAGCGAGAAGAGAAAUGCUCUGAACAGAUUCAUUCUUUCGAGGUUACUUGAUAUUUUUUUUUUUUUUUUCAAAUUUACAGCCAUUAUCGUCUCUUAUUUCUUCUGUAUGUUUUCUUUGAUUUGAUCAUAUUUUGGAAUUGAUUGAUUCAAUUCUCGAUUAUUCUUGAUAUUUUUUUUUAGUUUCUUUUAAGAUUCUUAAAUCAUCAUAUGAUUCUUGAGAUACUAGUUAGUAAUCGAUCCAUGUAUUCUUGUUCAUACUAGAAUAUUUUUAGUAUUAUUAAAUAAUAAAUUUGUUUUUUUU